Molecule: messenger RNA, 7833 nt
Organism: Vicugna pacos (alpaca)
Lineage: Eukaryota; Metazoa; Chordata; Mammalia; Artiodactyla; Camelidae
Source: RefSeq, a predicted model, not a curated record
UCGGCGUCGGCGCGCUCCAGACCGAGGCUGCGUGGGCUGGGGAGGGAGCGAGGCUGCGGCGGCGGCGCCCCAGAGCCCAGGAGACGCGCGGGCCUCGCGCCUCGGGAGCUGACGGCUACGGAGGGGACCCCGAGCUCGCGGCCGGAGGUGGGAGUGCUCGGCCUGCCCACUGGCCGCCUCAGAGGCCGCUGGCUGCGUCCCUCGCCCGGAGUGGCCGCCGCCCCUGGAGACUCGCCGUGACACGGGCCUAACCGCGGUGGUCGCGGGCGUCCAGACCGCUCGGACCCGUCGGGCCGGGCCAGGUGCGGACGAGCGUCCGGGCAGGUGCCGCCCGCCGAGGGCCGGCCUGGGGCCAGGCGCUUAGCCGCGCGGCCCACGGGCCGGGCUCGGCGAGGGGCUGCCCGCGCAGCGCCCCCACCCCGUGGGCCAGAGCGGGAGUAGCGCCCCGCCUUCCCCGGGAACGGCCCGGCUGGAGCGGCGGGAGCCCGGACAGCCAGCGCCCGCCGCCGCCCGCCAGGCUCGCGCGGGAGAGGAGGGAGGAGAAACUUUGCCUCUUACUGUUUUUAGUCCUUAAGUGCAAAGAACUCUGUUGGGAGGGAAAAUGUCCUCCUUCUUCAAUUUCCGUAAGAUCUUCAAGUUGGGGAGCGAGAAGAAGAAGAAGCAGUACGAACAUGUGAAGAGGGACCUGAACCCCGAGGAGUUUUGGGAAAUUAUAGGAGAAUUGGGCGACGGAGCCUUUGGGAAAGUGUACAAGGCCCAGAAUAAAGAGACCAGUGUUUUAGCUGCUGCAAAAGUGAUUGACACCAAAUCUGAAGAAGAACUUGAAGAUUACAUGGUUGAAAUUGAUAUAUUAGCAUCUUGUGAUCACCCCAACAUAGUCAAGCUUCUAGAUGCCUUCUAUUAUGAGAACAAUCUUUGGAUCCUCAUUGAAUUUUGUGCAGGUGGAGCAGUGGAUGCUGUGAUGCUUGAGCUUGAGAGACCAUUAACUGAGUCCCAAAUACAAGUAGUUUGUAAACAGACUUUAGAGGCGUUGAACUACUUACAUGAUAAUAAAAUCAUCCACAGAGAUCUAAAGGCUGGCAACAUUCUUUUCACCUUAGAUGGAGAUAUUAAGUUGGCGGAUUUUGGAGUAUCAGCUAAAAACACAAGGACAAUUCAAAGACGAGAUUCCUUUAUUGGCACACCCUAUUGGAUGGCUCCUGAGGUAGUCAUGUGUGAAACAUCCAAGGACAGACCCUAUGACUACAAAGCUGAUGUUUGGUCCCUGGGUAUCACUUUAAUAGAAAUGGCUGAGAUAGAACCACCUCAUCAUGAAUUAAAUCCAAUGCGAGUGCUGCUAAAAAUAGCAAAAUCUGAGCCCCCUACGUUAGCACAGCCAUCAAAAUGGUCUUCAAAUUUUAAGGACUUUCUAAAGAAAUGCUUGGAAAAAAAUGUGGAUUCCAGAUGGAACACAUCUCAGCUACUGCAGCAUCCUUUUGUUACUGUUGAUUCCAACAAACCAAUUCGAGAGUUGAUUGCAGAGGCAAAGGCUGAAGUAACAGAAGAAGUUGAAGAUGGCAAAGAGGAGGAUGAUGAUGAGGAAGCAGAAAAUUCUCUGCCAAUACCUGCAAGUAAACGUGCCUCCUCUGACCUUAGUAUUGCCAGUUCUGAAGAAGAUAAGCUUUCACAAAAUGCUUGUAUUUUGGAAUCUGUCUCAGAAAAAACAGAACGUAAUACUUCCGAGGAUAAGUUUAACAGUAAAGUUCCUACUGAAAAACCCACCACUGAUGAGCCUGAAAAAGCUGCAGUGGGCAUUAAUGAUCAUGUUAAUGAUGCUCCUUUAGAAGCUAUGGCUGAACUCCAUAAUAGAACAGCAAUAAUCAAGGAAAAUGGGAGCGAGGAAGAGAGACCCAGGCUUGAAAAUCUACUUGGCACAGAAGGCCAUGAAACAGUGGACAUUAAUUCAGUCAAUGAAGGAAAAGAAAAUAUAAUGAUAACUUCAGAAACAAAUACUGAACAGAAUCUGAAACCCGAGGAAGAAAGGGAUCAGGAAAAGCAACAGAUAUUUGAAAAUAAGGUUAUAAAAACUGAAGAAAUUGAAGAUACUGCUAUUCAGACAAUGGAUUUAGUUUCUCAAGAGACUGGAGAAAAAGAGGCGGAUGUUCAGGCAGUUGAAAAUGAAGUUGAGCUUACAAAGGAAGACACCCAAGAGAAAUUGGGAAAAGAUGACAAAACUGAAAAAGAUGUGGUCAGUAAUACAAGCAAUGUGUUAGGGACAGAGGAGGCAGUAGAUGUGCCUCCAAAGGCAGCUGGAAACAGUCCUGUGGAUGCUCAGGGCAGUGAUGGGAAAGAAGUGGGUGAAGUAGGCCGGAAGUUAGUGAGUAAGCCCACAGAGGGUCCUGAGGCUGGUGGUACUGAGGAAGUUUCUAUUAAAGAAAUAGCUGAAACAAAUGAGAUAGAUAAAAAACCUGUAGAAGGAAAAGGUGAGGAACAAUUAAUCAGCAGUUCAGAGAACAUAGUGGAGACCAAUGAAGAACCUGGGACAAAUCAAGUUGAGGAUAUUACUGAAUCAAUUAACGCUGAAGGAAUAGAGAUCAGAAGUGCAAAAGAAGCUUUAGAAAGUGAAACUCAGGAUGCUCCUAAAGCCACUGCUCAGAUAGAUGCAGAGCAAGAAGAAAUUCCAUGUGAAGUGCCAAUUGAAACAGAACCCCGAGUUCCUGCUGCUUCACAGCCCAGUGAACCUCAGCCUGCUCCAGUGCCCAGUAUUAAUAUCAACCCUGAAGAAGCAGAAAAUAAAGGGGAAAUAGGUGCUUUGUCAAAAACUGAAACCAUGUUACCAGAAUCUGAGAGUCAAAAGGAAAAUGAUACUGAUUCAGGCACUGGUUCCACUGCUGAUAAUAGCAGCAUUGACUUGAAUUUAUCCAUCUCUAGCUUCCUAAGUAAAACUAAAGACAGUGGAUCAAUAUCUUUACAAGAAACCAGAAGACAAAAGAAAACAUUGAAGAAAACACGCAAAUUUGUUGUUGAUGGUGUAGAAGUGAGUGUAACAACGUCAAAGAUAGUUACAGAUAGUGAUUCCAAAACUGAAGAAUUGAGGUUUCUUAGACGUCAGGAACUUCGGGAAUUAAGAUUUCUUCAAAAAGAAGAGCAAAGAGCCCAGCAGCAGCUUAACAGCAAACUGCAGCAACAGCGAGAACAAAUUUUCCGGCGUUUUGAGCAAGAGAUGAUGAGCAAGAAGCGACAAUAUGACCAAGAAAUUGAGAAUCUAGAGAAACAACAGAAACAGACUAUUGAACGUCUAGAACAAGAACACACAAAUCGCUUGCGAGAUGAAGCCAAACGCAUUAAAGGAGAACAAGAGAAAGAGUUGUCCAAAUUUCAGAAUAUGUUAAAGAACCGAAAGAAGGAGGUUAUAAAUGAAGUGGAGAAAGCACCCAAAGAGCUGAGAAAAGAGCUCAUGAAACGCAGGAAAGAGGAGCUUGCACAAAGCCAGCAUGCUCAGGAACAAGAGUUUGUUCAGAAGCAACAACAAGAAUUAGAUGGCUCUCUGAAAAAGAUCAUCCAGCAGCAGAAGGCAGAGUUAGCCAACAUUGAAAGAGAGUGUCUGAACAACAAGCAGCAGCUCAUGAGAGCUCGAGAAGCUGCGAUUUGGGAGCUUGAAGAACGACACUUACAAGAAAAACACCAGCUGCUCAAACAGCAACUUAAAGAUCAGUAUUUUAUGCAAAGACAUCAGCUACUUAAGCGCCAUGAGAAGGUUAAUGAAAGGAAAAUUUGUUCACUNAAAAACAGACAGACUCAAGAAAGAGCAAGACUGCCUAAGAUUCAGCGCAGUGAAGCCAAGACACGAAUGGCCAUGUUUAAGAAGAGUUUGAGAAUUAACUCAACAGCAACACCAGAUCAGGACCGUGACAAAAUUAAACAAUUUGCUUCUCAAGAAGAAAAGAGGCAGAAAAACGAGAGAAUGGCUCAGCAUCAAAAACAUGAAAAUCAAAUGCGGGAUCUUCAGCUGCAGUGUGAAGCCAACGUCCGCGAACUGCAUCAACUACAGAACGAAAAAUGCCACCUAUUGGUUGAGCAUGAGACUCAGAAACUAAAGGAGUUAGAUGAGGAACACAGCCAGGAAUUAAAGGAAUGGAGAGAGAAACUGAGACCGAGGAAAAAGACACUGGAAGAAGAGUUUGCUAGGAAACUGCAGGAACAGGAAGUGUUCUUUAAGAUGACCGGGGAGUCUGAAUGCCUUAACCCUUCAACACAGAGCCGGAUUUCCAAAUUCUAUCCUAUUCCUAGCUUGCAUUCCACUGGAUCUUAACAUGGGAAGCAAUCUGUGGUUCAGUUUUGGCUUUUUAAAUAUGUCGCUCUGUUCUCUUCAUCUUCUGCCACAGUCUGUGUCAGACAGCUCAUGAAGACAAUCACCUGCCUCACCUUCUAGGUGUUUUGUUGUUGUUGUUGUUUGUUUGUUUAGCAAAGAUGAAGGGAAAGGAGCUAAGACAGAUGCUGGGCCAUGUUGGCAAAAUAGCAUCUUGCAGUAAUUCCCUAAGGUGAUUUUGUAUAUAGUCUUAAAAAUUGUGUUAUUUACACACUGUUACCUGAAAAACUGGUAGAGAUAUAAUGUUUAUAAAGUUAUUUAAAAAAAACUGUUACGUCAUUUAAGUAUUAGUAAAUAUCUUUUUACCUGACUUCUCAAUGAUGGAUAAAGUUUAUAGUUCAAACUCUGCUAUAGAGAGUUGGAGUAAUUUUCUUUUGGUGAAUCAGGUCUCAUGAAGAAGUUACAAGUUGCUCAAAAUAUAAUAUUGAUUCAGUAAAUAAAUCUAUUAUCUUUAAAUAUUAGCAACAUACUCUUUUAAAAGAGAAAAACUAUUUCAAUAAUUUGUCUAAACUAAGUACCUGUUUAGGCAUGAGCAAACAAUUAAGGGUGCUAGUUUUAUUAAAAUAGUGCCUAAAACACUAAAUUUCAGUUAAGUCUAAAAUAGCAUUUUCUUUUUGGAUUCAACAGGGACAAAACACCCUUAGCAUUAAGCAUUAUUGUUUUUUAAAUCUUGCUCCUGUUACCACUUGAUAGAAAUGUUCAUCCUAAACUGUAUGUUGCACGAAGUUGGAAAGGAGGAAAAAAUAAAAGGUAGCUUGUAGAUGUCCAGACUGGAAGUGUAGAGCUUACCAAAUUCAAAGAGAUGCAGAUUUAGGUUAUCUCAACUUACUUCCUAAAAAAAUACAUGAGCUGGUUAAGCGACUUCUCCCAUCUUAGCAAACCCUGUUUAAAACUCUGUCAGGGGCCGGCAGGCUCUGAGUUAUACUUAUGAAUCUAUUUUUCUGAAGUUAAUCUUAAGAGAGGCAUUUGUUCAGAAUAGUUUUCAAGAAAGAAUUUAAAUGAAAUAUUUAGGCACAUACCAGAAAUGACUUCUUGUUGCUUUGAAAUAAAGUCGUUUAUAUUUUGGUUUUAUUUUGUUCUAUGUUUAAAUUAUUGACUUCGAUUUGAAGCGGGAAAAGCCUGAAACCUUUGCCAUGUGGUUGCUGAUACAUGUAAUUGUUAAUGAAAUGUUCACUCCCAGUCCCUCUUGAGGUUUAGGAUUUCCCACAGGUGUCAGGUCAAACAGGAUGACAGACCACCCUUUGGGGUGUGAGACAGUGCGUUGGUAGAUGAAACUUGCUGCCUGCCAUUUGUGGCCUGUUCUCUUAUGAGUACUGGGUACCAGUUCUAGAGGUUUCAGUUUUUAGUUAUUUGAGGCUGGUGAAAAACUCAAAUGAAACUUUGUGGGAACACUGAUUCAUGUUAAGAAAAUGUAAAUAUCUGUAGCUCUUUCUUGCAGUUAAUUUGAAAACUUUGAGUGCUGAACCUUAUUUUGUCAGUGGUUUUGAUGAUUAAAAAUGCAUGUGAUUUUAAUUUUGUAAUUGUUUUGACAAGCAUAAUUUACUUGGACAACUUUGUAGGUAGCCUUAACUUCUGGCCAAGUUUGUUUUUUAUAUAAAUAUAUUAUACAUAUAUAUAUCACGUAUGGUUGUAAAUUCAUACACUUAUCACAUGAAUGUGUUACUGUAUACAAAACUCUUUUAAUGCUUUAUUCUCAAAUGCUGGGUUGAAAAAUGUUUUGAAAGCCUUUUAAAAUAUAUAUCUUUAUAAAGUAAUGUUCAGGAUGAUGAUGGAAAUUGUUUAUAUUGCUAUGAUAGAUAUGACAGUAUAAUGUUAUCCAGUGUAUUUAAUGAUUUAUUUCAUGAGGGAGAGAGGAGGAAGGUUCUCAUACCACUUUCUCCUUUGAAAUUUUCAGUUUAUUGGCUUUUUAAAAAUUAAUACUUCAGGCAGUGGACAUUUUUCCAGUAUCAUUUAAAUGAUAUCCUGUGUGCUGAAUAGUUUAUGGCACAUAAUUAAUUUGGUCUGAAUAUUUGGUUCUUUUUAUUUCUUUCAACUUGACAUUCAGAGUAUUGAGUAAAGGAAAGAGGCUCAGAGUAGAACGGUUGACACUCCGGUAAGUUUAUUAACAGCUCUUGCAUCUCCCUGAAAACUGCCCUUUGGAUUCAAGUGUUCACGCUCGAGUUCUCUUUCAAGUAUGACCUGACCAUGUUCAUGUGGGCACUGGACUACAAAAUGAUACAUGUAUAGAGGUAAAAACCUUCAUUUGAAUACUUCCAGUUACAUAAAUCUUUUCAAAAAGUGUUUUGUCAUAGACCAUGCCGUUUGUACCCAUCCCUGCCCACUUCUUGUUAGACCCUGUCUUCCCGUAGAUAAUAGUGGUCAUUCUCUCUUGCAUGAAGUGCAGGUGGGGAGCUGGGGAGGGGCACAGACUUCCUUGAAAUCGAAGAGUAGUCAGAUCCAUUCCUGACUGGGUUGUUUUGUUGCUGUGGAAGGAUGUGCUAUGAAAGGCAUAAAAGAAGUUCUCCCUCUGUGCACCCUAGUUCCCCAGCCUCCCCUCGUCUCCCUGUGCGCCGCGGACACGCCCGCCGCCGCACUUCUGCAGGGCAAGCUCACGGAGCUCGUUGCACCAGGUUGCCUUUCCUAGUCCUGUCAAUCCAUGGUUGGGUGUGAAUUGCUGAAUUAGCUGCUAUACUAUAUGGAGUCACAGUUAAGCUUUUUCUUACCCUUUUUAUGGGGACGCUAUAGGGUGGGUAAGGAGGAAAUUUGGAGUGCUUGUACCUUGCUGAAAAUAUUAGAACUUUCCUGUGACAGGAUACAGCAAAUUGUAAUUAAAUAUAAACCAGAACCAGAGCUACCUCUAAGUAGUGUUUCCUCAAGCACAAAGCUCUCAGGCAUAUAAGACCCACGUUAACGGAGGGUCUCUGAUUUCUUGAGCAUCAGCGAGUUUCAGAAGUGACUGUCUUUUGUAUUCUUCUAGUUCCCUUAUAACGACAUACUUUUCCCCAUUCCACACUGUGCUUAAAUGACAAAGACUGCUGAGAAGCUAAAUUCUAUCAAAUGAUUAGCUAGAGAUAACUGCUGAUUAAAGGACAAUGUAGAACUGAGGUGGAGGAGGAGAGCGCUUUAGUUCCAGUUCUAAGAGGCUUCUGAUUGAAUACAUCAGUUCUUUUCUGGGAAAUGAUCUUUUACAGGAAAUGGGAUAUUUUAAAUGCUUUUCUUAAGUUGAAGGCACAACAGUUCAUGCCUAUUGUUGCUAUCCUGUGGCUGACAUGGUUUUGAUGUAGCUUUACAUUUUCUGCUAUGAAGCUUGGGGUAGAAUGUUACACCAGUUUUAAAUGUUGGCUGUAGCUUUUUGUGAUCCUUCUCUCAUUUGCAGUGUAAUAGCUUCACAAACAAAGUUUUCAGAAAGAAUUUUGUUUCAGAAAAUGCCUCUUGUUUCUUUGGGAGCAAUGUGUCUUUUCAAUCAUGGGAUUGACAAAUGAAAAAUAAAGUUAUUUCUUAAUCUA